Molecule: messenger RNA, 1391 nt
Organism: Linum tenue
Lineage: Eukaryota; Viridiplantae; Streptophyta; Magnoliopsida; Malpighiales; Linaceae
Source: the annotation of a GenBank genome assembly
CCCAGCCAAAUUCUUCCCCUCCUUCCUUCCUUCUCUCAGAGCUCUCCAUAUCAUAUCUUCUCCGCAGAAGAAGAAGAAGAAGAAGAAGAAGAAGCAGCAAAACGCCAUUCCCACACUGUCUGUCUGUCAGUCAGUCAGUCAGUCAGUCUUCUCGCGCAAAUGGCUCGCGUCGGCGUCACGACAAGACCUCGCCCUUUCCCUUUGGCUUCUUCCUCUUCCACGCCUGAUUCCCCUCCCCCUUCCUCCUCUUCCACCAAGCGACGGAAAUUCAACCACCGCGGCGCCGCCGGAGGCAGAGAACGCGAAUUUACGAGUGGAGGAGGCGACUCGGCGACUAGCACGGCAGCAGGCGAUUCGAGUUCCGGUCGUCGGAGCGGAGAGAUCGAGAGGUGUUUUACAAGCCCCAGCGCGGCGACGGCGGAUGCGGAGGAGGAGGAGGAGGAGGGAGUUGAUCGGCUCUGCUCCGACGAUUCCUGCUGCUCCAGUAAUGGAUCGAGCGAGGGAGCGUCUGGAUUCUCAGAUCUGCAGGAGGAUGAGCAGGCUGAAGUUGAAAUCGAAUCGCCGACGGAUUGCGGCGGCGGCGAGAGAGAAAGGUUUGUAGUCGUUUUAUUAUCCAAGUCGGACUCUCUUAAUAGUUUCCGUUUUUCAAAUUCUUAAAAAAAAAGUAUUCAUUCUCACCGUAUUAAUUUCGAAUUCGAAAACCUCCGCGGCUUCGGUAUUUAUUCCCUCCUCUCCUGUGUUUCACAUAUAGCGAUGUCCGUUUCUCUCUCAAUUCUUUCUUUUCCUUCCGUUUCAAAUUCCUCGCAGGAGAGAGACGACGAGUAGUCGGUCGACGGUUAUAAUCAAGACGGCGACAGGAGAAGAGAUUGUCGACGAGCUCGAGCCAAUGGAGAGACCUGAUGAGCUGCGGAAUUCCACGGCGGUGGAGCAGGGAGAGGAGGAAUCCUCUGCUGCGGCUGUGCGGAAUUCUUCGACGGCGAACCAGCAGAGGAUAGUGGUGACGGAAGCGGAGCUGGAGCUGUUCUUCAGCAGUAUGAACGGCGGGAAACAGGAACUGAAUCGAUUGAAUGAGAAGUACAACUUCGACUUUGCCAACGAGAAGCCGUUGGAAGGACGUUACGAGUGGAUUCCAUUAAAGCCAUGAGAGAGAGAGAGAGAGAGUGAGCAGUCGAAGAAGAAGAAGAAGAAGAAGGUGGUUGCUGAUCUCAUCCUUACUCAGCAGCAGCAGCCUCGUAAUUGUUAACGAUUCAUUCACCAUUGUUCCCAAAUUAGGUAUCUCUUUCUCUCUGGAUCGCCGAUCUCUUUGCAGCUGCCGCCUUCUUUGGUUAACUCAAUUUAAUAUUAUUAUUAUAUUAGGGAUUUUUUCUUUUUUCUUUUCUUUUUUUUAUCCU